Messenger RNA from Leptinotarsa decemlineata (Colorado potato beetle), 8065 nucleotides. RefSeq names its product glycosyltransferase 25 family member. Gene Ontology annotation, molecular function: procollagen galactosyltransferase activity. Lineage: Eukaryota; Metazoa; Arthropoda; Insecta; Coleoptera; Chrysomelidae. The record is from RefSeq and is a predicted model, not a curated record.
AUCUUCAAUGUUUAUUAACCAAAGAAUGGUUCUUGUCUAAAAAAUGUGUUCCACGUUGGUGUUUUAUUUUGAUAACUUCCCGAAUUGAAACUAGUCCGGGGUGGAACUGAAAAAUGCGAAUCGUGCCGGUUUUAUUUGCUUUUUUUGUCGUGGUAAACCACUCGGGUGCCGAAUACAAAAAACCUACCUUACUCGUGUCGAUUUUGGUGAGGAAUAAAGCCCACACUUUACCCUAUUUUUUGUCGAAUUUUCAACGGCUGGAUUAUCCAAAAGAUCGGAUGUCUUUAAGGAUAAGGAGCGACCAUAAUUCUGAUGAGAGUCUAGAAAUAUUAAGGCUAUGGAUAGGUUCGGUAAAAAACGACUACCACUCUAUCAACACGGAAUUCAUCGAGGAGGAUCCCCGGUAUCCUCAUGAGACUGGACCAGCUCAUUGGACAACAGACCGCUUCAACCAUGUCAUUAAGUUGAGAGAGUCUGCUUUGGAAGAAGGGAGGAAGAUGUGGGCAGAUUAUCUACUGGCAAUCGACUGUGAUGUAUUUUUAGUGAACCCGAACACUCUGGACCAUCUCAUCUCCAAAAAUCUCACUAUAGUAGCACCGAUGCUGCGGUCUGAUGGCUUGUACUCCAACUUUUGGUACGGCAUGACUGAAGACUAUUAUUACCAAAGAACCGACAUGUACAAGCCAGUUCUGUAUCGUCAAGAAAUAGGCUGCUUUAACGUACCAAUGGUCCAUUCAUGCGUUCUGGUUGAUUUGCGCAAGCAGGAAUCCGAUCAGCUCACGUAUGAUCCCAGUAAGGUUCAAGAUUACAAAGGCCCCAACGACGACAUCAUCGCAUUCGCAAUCAGCGCCAACUUGUCAGGUAUACCCUUGUACCUCUGCAACGAAGUACCAUUCGGGUAUGUAAUGGUACCACUAGAGCAGAACGAUCCGCUGAGCCUAGAUUUGGAGCAACUCACCAAUAUCAAGCUGGAGGUUCUUGAUACCAUGGACGCUCUGUACGUGGACGAUUUAUUUCGGGAUCAUGUUCGGGUUUUGCCAGAAAAAGAUUCUCUGGGAUUCGACAAGAUCUUCAUGAUUAAUUUGCUGAGGAGGCCAGAGAGGAGAAAGAGGAUGCAAGCUUGUUUCGAUGAGCUGGGAUUGGAGGUUGCUGUUGUCGAUGCUGUUGAUGGAAAAACUCUCAACGAGACCUUCCUGGAGAGUAUACAAUUCAUGCCCGAGUUCGUAGAUCCGUAUCACAAAAGGCCAAUGACUUUGGGGGAAAUAGGCUGCUUCAUGAGUCAUUUAAAUAUAUGGAAUGAGAUUGUAAAACAAGGGCACGAGACUGCUUUAGUUUUGGAAGACGACAUACGUUUCGAGCCUUAUUUUCGGCUGAAAGUCCAAAAUGUCAUGGCCGAUGUUAAGAAAAUACCAGGAUGGGACUUGGUAUACUUCGGCCGCAAGCGCCUCCAAGAAAGCGAUGAGCCAUUGGUGGAGGGUUCCAACCUGCUCGUCAGAGCAGGCUACUCAUACUGGACGUUGGGCUACGCGUUGAGCCAACAAGGCGCCAGGAAACUCCUGGAUGCUGACCCAUUAUCUCGACUGGUACCCGUGGACGAAUAUCUACCGAUCCUGUUUGAUAAACACCCGCAGGAGAGUUGGAAGGGUCACUUUCCUCGUAGAAACCUCGAAGCAUUCUCAGCGGCUCCGCUGCUGUUGUACCCCACUCACUACACCGGAGAUAAGGGGUACAUCAGCGACACUGAGGAUUCUGUAAUAGUUCCCGGAGCCCAGUUACCAACUAGGGAGGACCUCUAGUGUAUGUUUGAGGAAGGGGGUGGACCACCAGGAUUUCGAUGUUCCUACUAACUGUGUUUUACUGCCAUAUAGACUAAGAUGAAACACUAGAGGUUGUAUCUCUAUUUUAAUAUAGUUUAAGGGGUCAAAUACUUCAAAAAUUUACACUCCUGAUGCUGUGAUUGACAGGAGUUAAUCGCAAAAGUUCUACACGUUAUUGCAAAUAUCCCACUGCUGACAUCAUUCUCUUUGAUCAAAAGACAUUGUGUUCUUGCCUUAAUUGUAGCUUCUCAGCUGGAGAAUAACUCCUCAACAAUACCAAUCUACCAUAUCCUGAUGUCAAUUCUUUGUCGCAGCUUUGAGGACUUGCAGGAGUAAUGGUGGAAAUUGUCUACCUCAGGUAUUCGAAAAAGAAAUGCAACAUUGAUAGGUCAGGUUAUCUCACCAAACCAUGUGCACCAUCCACAUGUAGUAUCUUUGACUGAAUAGGGAAUGAGGUUACUCCUGUGAGUAUAGUUGUAUCUGAUUGCUUCAACGUUCAAUAUGAAUGUUUACAAAAUAAUUUAUUGACUAGAAUAAUCAGAAUAUGUGGAUGUUCUUGUAGAAAAACUGAUACAGUUAUAAGGAUGGGAUAUGAUGACAAUUUGCCGGAAAACGAAAAUAACGUUUCAGAAGAACCUCCACAUAUCGAUGUUCACCUGAGAGGGUUUUGGAAAGAAUUACCCCAAGAUCGGCAAAAUGGUCAAGUGAGGUGGCCAGAGGCAGAUUAUGCCACCUGAUUUUUCACUGUUGCAUUCUUUUCCCGGAUGCCGGAGUUCGAAAAUGUUCAUUGCCACUCCCACAAAUCCCUGGGAACUGCGACAUAUUAUUGUUAGAGAAAGUCGAUUGCUGACCCCAGACGAGUAGUUUGCAUCUUCAGGAGUACAACUAGUCUUUGUUCUUCCGAAGAUACUAACCAUUCGUGUCGGCGAAACGUUGAGAAAGAGUUUAUAGGGAGCUUCUUCUUGAUGAGCAUUCAUAAUGACCCGACUGGAAAUAAAUUGUUUGUCACAUUGAACUUGUGGGAAUUUAUUCAUCAAUAUAAAUAUGCUACGUACAGGGUGUUCACGGGAUCCGCGCGGCUCUUUCUAGUAGAGAAAUCAACUAUUCCACUUUUUGUAAAAACAGGAAUAAAAAAAUCGUUGAAUACGUAAUUGGGGCACCCUGUACGGAUCAUUUUCCAGAAAACCCGAACUGCUCGCGAACGAAACAUCUCGGUCGAUUCGUUCCGAAAGUUCGCCUACAUUCGGAAGAUUUUCGAAGACGAAGGUAAUUGAAAAUUUCAACUCUUUUCUUCUUCGAAAAUCCUCUGUAUGUCGGCGAACACUCGAAACGAAUCGACCGAGAUGUUUCGCUCGCGAACAGUUCCUGUUUACCUUGGAUAUUCCGUGGCGGGGCUUGAAAGGGCAGUGUGAAGAGAGGAGUGUGGUAAAAGCCAAAGAUUGAAAAACAUCUUCGGUCUUUUUUGGGUUAGAGAGCUGCGCGGAUCCUGUGAGCACAUCGACAGGGUGCUGCAUAAUCAGGAUGCACCUAACAUCCUUCAUUUUUGAAGUGGAAGCCCCAUAUAGGCAAAGACUUGGCAGUAGACUGCACCGAGGUGUUUCUUUCAGUGGAUCAACCAAUGGGGAUGGAGACUGAAAGAAAUAGCUCGGUGAAAUCAGCAGACAACUCUCUGCCUAUCAAGUCCUCACUCGACGAAUGUCGCCUGGAACUUCCAAAGACUCCAAGAAGAAACCGUACGGAACGCGGUGCUGAAGAUCCUCCAAACACCAUCGGAACCAACGUGUGUUUCUCAAACCUUUUAUCGGUUAUCUGGAAAGAUUGCCCUACUUGCGUAGGGCAAUCUUGCUGGUUGACCGAAACUACGUUUGAAGAACACCUUCAGUUCUGAUGGUGUUUGGAGGAUCUUCGGCACCGCGUUCCGUACGGUUUCUUUUUGGAGUCUUUGGAAGUUCCAGGCGACAUUCGUUGAAAAUAACUCUAGUGAGGACUCGCAGUGCGUUUCAACCGCAAAAUACUCACUCCUCGACUCAUAUGAACAAGUUUGUCGCUUGAAUCUGACAAGAAUCAAGGGGUAAACUCUUUGCCCGUUUUUGCAUCUGUCAGGGAUGGUCAUUCCGUAGUUAAGAGGAAACGAUUCCAGUACAGCAGACAACCUUGGACACAGGGAUAUUAGAAUUGAUAUGAUAAAAUCGAUGUUAUUAGUUCAGUGAUUGAUGACUUUAAAAUCAUAAAUCGGUAUUACUCUCUGAAUGACCAACGUCAGAACUGUUUUUGUUUAUUGACUAUCAUAUCCUGACCCACUGAUGUCUGCUCAGAAAUCACCUCAUUUUGAGGGAUGAUAACACGAAGUGAUCAUUUGCAGGCGUCUACCGAAUUUUUUACACACAUUCCCUGCGAAAAACUUCAUUAAGGUUCAGAUUUGUGUCACGUAUUAACUUUCGCUAGGAAUGUGAUGACAAUAGAGUUGAUUCUCUUCUAGGUAGACGCCAGCAUAGAUUCUUUGUCAACACACACGGGUGUUCCUCGUAAAAUAUUCAGAAGCGGUGUAUCCUGAUGUGCACCACCCCUUGUGUGCUAUAGCAUUCUUAUAUUGAUGAAGAUUUUUCCUAGUUUGAGUAAUUGUUAGUGAUUUUGAUGUUAUUCAUUUCGUUGACGUUAUUUUUUGGUCGUCGAUCACAAGUAUGGCAAACAACUAUUAUUUCGAAGACAUAGUAUUCAGUGCCACUAUUUUUCAUUCUGGUUUGAAGGCCGUCACUUUUGUGAUUUUUUCCUAACGUUUCGCCGGCGCGGGUGGUUGACUUCUUCAGAGGUUCAUACAGUUUGAGUUUAUCCGAUGACAUUGGAGAUGAACUCAAGAUGUAUGAACCUCUAAAGAAGCUAGCCACCCGCGCCAGAUAAACGUCAGGAAGAAAUUACAAAAAUCGACGGCCUGAAAACUUGAAAACCUCGGUCGCGAAGGCCUUGAAUAUUUUGAGAUAGUGUUCAGGUCGUUGAAAGAGAAAUAAUGUAGACAAAUAUUGACUCUGUUCCAUGAAACAACGAAAUACUACUUUGAGGAAGUCCUUCGACUUUCAACUUGUCCGCGUCAACAUAAAGAAAUGAAACUUUCGAAAAAAAAAGAAAUUUAAUCAACAUCGUUUGAAAUUAAUUAGAAAAAUGUAUCCACAGACGCUUGUAUCAAUUACACGAAUCGUUUUUUAAAGACAGUGAGUAAAACAACCUCUUUACUCCCGAAGAUUUCAAAAAUUCGUAUCGGCGAAACGCUGAGAAACACCCAAAGCGAACGACCGUCAACAAUUCCGAAAAAUGGCAAAUGCAACUAAACAGAUACAGAAGCAGAUACAGUUCAUUAGAAAAUAUUUAUUUUUAUUCAGGGUGAGAUUUCUGUAUUUGAUAUUUUGUAUGAGAUUUUUUGAUGAAUUGUAUCUUAAGAAACUAAUCGUGGGAUUCAGAUGUUUUCGAAUACUCAUCGGUAUGCAAGUUUUUGGGGUUGACAUUUUCAAAAAUAUCAAAAUAAAAGGGUUUCUGAAAAUAAAAUCUUUUUGAAAAAUUGUUACAAAUCAUCGAAAGCAAUAGACUUAUCGAUCAGACUUCUCAUUUUAUCGACAUUCAGCCUGGUUACUGGCGUAGGGGGCCAUCAGUCCUCUCUUAUUUUUUUCAAUGUUUAUUCAAACAUAAAUUCAUUUCAGAAUGCACUUUAUUUUAAGCUUGCACCUUUUGGACUCCAUUCCGACCAUGACAUUCUCACGUGCCAUCUUUGAGGGUGGCGUUAUCCCUUUUCAUUUGUGAGAUUGGUCAUUUCCAUCAUCACCGACCCGAUCUGCUUUCCCCCAAUUUCAAACUAUUCCCUCAGAUAGAAAAUACCGUCACAUGGUUGCGUAUACACUCCCACCGAAAAAUCCUCUCCGACACCCACUCUGCAUUCUCGUCGUGCUCGCCCCUCUCCAUAAACAAAAUGCUCAUUUUCCCAAGCCUCGCGAGAGCUUCUAGACAUCUGCAAAGAUGCAUCGUCCAAUAGAAUCAAAUUAGCGGCAUACUGGCAAGCACUUCUGGAAUAAUGAAAAGCGAAACUACGUGGAAGUAGUCGUGCGAGAGUAAGAUCAAAAGGAGUUUUAUGUCGCCCUCGGCAUCAAUAAAGUCAUGAACUUUAUUCACGUAGACAUUUAUCAGACAUCACGUUCCUUUCGAAUUAGGUAUGAUGAAGAUUUAAUGGAACGAAACGUUUCGACACAGUCCCGGCGCGGCCGUGGUCUAUUUUUGACGUUCAAUGAAUUCGUUAACGCCUGAGAAGGGUCAAAGUAGAAAAAACCAGUGGACUGGGGUACUCACCUGUUUGAAAAUUUCUCGCCGCUCACAAGUACCAACAGGACAAUUGGUGGUUUCGUGGAAUCAUAUCGAAGGGAUCUGUGAAAGAAAAAUACCUUUCAUACAUCUUUCAAGAAUGUUGCACAAAAAAAUAAUGGUAUGAUAAGGGUUCCAUCGUAGCAUUGUUACCUGAAACAAACGCGACUCAAAUUGGAAAGGUGAUGCUGUUUGUCUGAAGGUAACAGCUCAUAAGGUAAUCCAUCUUCUGUCAGUUGUCCCCUCUCAUCUGUCGUUUGUCAACCGCCAUAUGUCGUUUGUCAACCGCCAUUUGUCAUUUUUCAAUUGUCACCUGUCAUUUGUCAUUUGUUUACAAUUUUCUAUGGCUCCACAAAACCGACUCAUUUUUGUGAAAAGUUUAGUUUCUGACAGUUCCAGUUUAUCAUAUAUACAUUUUGUACUUCAUUUACUACAAAUUUAUAAUUACCACCCAAACUUCUCACCGCAACUUUUUUCUCGCUCUAACCACAAAAUUACAGCCGGCCCGUUAACCAAUUUUCGUGAAUUAAUCACAAAGCCGUCACGCUUCGUGGACAAUUAUUUGGGAUUCUGGUUUCGAUUUUGGCUGAAUUAUGUUCAAACAUGUGUGUAGUAAAUUAUAUUAACAACAAAUCUCGAUGUUGUCAUAACAACAGGGGAUUUACACUUAAUUGAAUUUCACUCAGUAAUACCUAUCACGAUGAUAUGAGAACGCUUUGAAUUUAGUUGAAUUUUGGAAUACUAGUUUCCGAAAUGAGAUUCCGGGAGUCAAAAGAGAUACUUAUCUGUGCAUAUAAAUUGUAAUUAGAGUAAAAUGAUAUCAAAAAGUGAAAAUGUACAACACUAUGAAGCUAAUUCAUAGAAAAGUGACUCUUUCUCUCUUUUAACGGCCCUGGCUUCUCAUUCGGGCGCAUUUAGCCAGCCCCCUCCUACCAGCAGUUGACAGCAGCUUCGUUGGAGGGCGCAGCGGUCUUGCUUGAAGCAAAACUGCCUUCCCGAGUUUUAUAUCAUAUUCUUUUUUAUAAAAAAACACUUUACUUUUUUGCAAUCGUCUCCCCCUGGAAAUACCUUCGGGUUUUAAAAAUUCAUAUACACUAUACGUCUGUUCACCACCACAGCCACCAUGAACCUCAGAAAAAUGCAUCAUAGAUUAUUGAAAUAUAGAAAUCAUAGACUCAUAAACUCACAGAACCCAUGAAAUGCCUUAAUGAAAUGAUGUCAAAUCCAUACUGAAAGAACAAGCCACUCACUGAAAAGUUAUAAGACUUCACUAGGCAGACAAAUGCAUUUGAAUCAAAACUAACUCAUCCUAACCUUACUUUUCCCGACUUUACUUUUGAGCAAAAUGUACGCAUGUCUGUAGCUGAUGAAGAAGAACCAAGCCUAACCUGUGCUUGACACGUUUGAACGAAUGUGUAAAUCUAAAUUGUACGCGUUCUGUGGAAGAGUUCUUCUACUUGAAGUGAAUGAUGUUGAAAGAAUGAUAUUUUUUAUUUGUAGGACUAUAUUUGAAGUAUUUGGUCCCCACAACUUUUGGAUUUUGUGAAAUAUUCUGCUUGAACAUACUAUUUCUCCAACUUAUGAUCUGAAGCAAAUCUAUUUUUAUAUACUUUCAGACAGAUUUUUGUCAGUUAUCUGAAAAUUGAUGGAAGUAUCUUGUCAUUCAUGUUCAAAUAGGCGAAAGCUUGAAGGUUAUCUCUUGAAACUCAAGGUUUUAUUCAGUUAUUGAAUAGAACAGAGCUUGAAUAGCUUCAAGCUUUCUAUAUCGUGUAUAAACAUUAGAUUUUUUUAUGUGCCAUAUUUUUUUAAAUGUUUAUUUUUCUAAAGUGCCUUGUAUUUUAUAAAAUAUGUUACUUGUACCUAACAAUCUAAUAUUUAUGCGAUAAAUAAAGAGAUUUUAUUAUUAA